AUGGACACUGGGAAAAGAAAGAGACUGGAAUUGGAGGAGGAAAAUGUUGGCAAAUAUGUUUGGCCAUGGUGUGGUGUCAUAUUAAAUAUUCCUAAUAUGGCUGUAGAUGAAAAGUUUUAUGAAAAAGAUGGUUUCAACUUACAGGAUGAGUUGACAAAGAUGGGGUUAAGCCUGAGAAACAUCAUCCUGUUGUUCGGCUUGAAUGGUCAUUCUGGUUCUGCUUUAGUGGAAUUUGGCAGGAAUCGGUCGGCGUGGUUCGAUGCCUUGGCUUUUGAUAGACAUUUCAAAUCAAAUGAGCAUGGAAAACUGCAUUGGAAGUCCGAUGAUGACAAGUGCAAAUGUGGUCUUUACGCCUGGUUUGCUAAUAUUGAUGAUUAUCAUUCACAUGGCAUUAUCGAAAACUUUUUAAAGAAUUAUGGAUCUUUGAAGAGCUCCGAAGUUGCGAUAGAAGCUUCUGAUACCGUUGAAUUGCAAGAACAUAAGAAGCUUUUGCAGGAAAAGGAAUGCAACAUUAUCCAGGCUUCUUUAUCCUUAGAAAAGAUGCUGGAUGAGAGUGACAAGCUUCACAAGUCAUAUAAUGAAGGUAAGGAGUUUUUAAAAGACAAUUUGAAGAAUAUGAUCGAAGUGGAUGAUCCUCGUGGUAAAUUACUGCAACUUGAGUGUGAGCUUCAGGGAAGAAAAGAAGAUUUAGAGGAUGCUCAAUCUACAAAUGCGGCUCUAACUAGGCUGCAUUGCUUGACAAAGGACGAGCUCAUAGAUGCCCGUAAGAAGAUGAUAGAUGUUCUAAAAUCAUCUAGAGGCCGAUGCAUGGUUGGAAAUAUUUGUGUUAAAAAUAUGGGAGAACUGCCCAAAGAUGUCUUUAUACAGGCUUGCAAGAAAAAUUGUCGGGGACAAAAACCAGAUCAAAAAGAGACUAAAGAACUCUAUCAGUUGUGGGUUGGUUAUCUUGGGAACCCCCAUUUUCAGCCUUUUAAAAUGGUUCGGUUAACAAUGAAUAUAAGAGAGUUUUUGGGAAACUGUAACAGCCAUAAACGGCUAGUGGAGCAGUUACCGGAGUAA
Messenger RNA from Spinacia oleracea (spinach), 1059 nucleotides. Its product is annotated as factor of DNA methylation 3-like. Lineage: Eukaryota; Viridiplantae; Streptophyta; Magnoliopsida; Caryophyllales; Amaranthaceae. The transcript has 4 exons. The record is from RefSeq and is a predicted model, not a curated record. Gene Ontology annotation, biological process: gene silencing by siRNA-directed DNA methylation. Bases 1 to 1059 code for a protein of 352 amino acids.